AUGUCCGACGGUAUUAAAAGACUGUCUCGCAGUGAAUGUAGGAAAAGACGGGCGCUGAAGGAAGAUGACGAUAAGAAGCAAAAGGAUGCACUACAACGAUAUUUCAAGCCAAAGAGAGAACGACCUAGCAGCGGCGAGGGUGGAAAAAUAGAUCCUGAAAAUAUAGUAACCACAUCUUUGGAUGAGAGCUUCAAUCAACUGAAAUCUCAUUGUGAUUAUUUUGAUUUUCACUACGACAUCGGCGAGCUGAAGAAUCCACUUCCUGACAGCCUGGACACAAAGUGUAGAAACUUCGCAGCGAUUUUGCAAGAUCACGAGUCAAGCGACAUUGAUGCACCGGAGUUGAGGGAAGAACUAAAAGUGUUUUCAACAUUGUUGAAACUUGGAAUAGGUCCAAAGGAGACUCUGAAGUUUAUAGGAAGACAUAAUUUUUGCCCCAAUGUUAACAUUGCUCUGAGAAUUCUCCUAACACUCCCAGUGGCAGUUGCGAGUGGAGAGAUGGGUUUCUCAAAACUGAAAUUGAUAAAGACAUACCUCCGAUCAACGAUGAGCCAAACUCGUUUGAAUGAUCUUGCAACAAUAUUGAUUGAGCACGAGCUUGCAGAGGACUUAAAUUACACAAAUCGUGUGAAAGAGUUUGCACAAGCAAAAGCCAGGAAGGUACGAUUUGUCUAG
Molecule: messenger RNA, 675 nt
Organism: Schistocerca piceifrons (Central American locust)
Lineage: Eukaryota; Metazoa; Arthropoda; Insecta; Orthoptera; Acrididae
Exons: 2
Coding region: 1-675 (224 amino acids)
Molecular function (GO): protein dimerization activity
Source: RefSeq, a predicted model, not a curated record